This is a messenger RNA of Helianthus annuus (common sunflower), 1825 nucleotides long. Its product is annotated as zinc finger protein WIP2. Gene Ontology annotation, biological process: regulation of gene expression; anatomical structure development. The coding region runs from base 206 to 1195 and encodes 329 amino acids. Lineage: Eukaryota; Viridiplantae; Streptophyta; Magnoliopsida; Asterales; Asteraceae. Gene Ontology annotation, cellular component: nucleus. The record is from RefSeq and is a predicted model, not a curated record. Gene Ontology annotation, molecular function: DNA-binding transcription factor activity. The transcript has 2 exons.
AUAGAGAGAGAGAGUAAAGAUGACCAAAAAGGUGAAAAGGUAAUAAACUGUACAAAGAACACAAAUGGAGUUUUGUUCUUUGAGGUCCAAACAUUAAUUUUCUCUCUCAUGUAUCUCUCAUAUGUAUAUAUGUACAUGUGAUCACUUUGUGCAUAAUUAACCUAUCAAGCUACUCAGUUGAUCUUUGUUUCUAAGCUUUUAGAUCAUGAGUAGUGAUCACCCUUUCACCACAUACUACAAUAGAUCAUGGUUCAAUCUGAACAAAGAAUAUCUACUACCUUCUUCAUCAUCAACAUCAUCUUCUUCACUCUCUCACUACUAUGAACCUUCACCUCCAUCUCCCCCUCACAUAGAAGCUCUUCCUCUCUUGAGUUUAAGCCCAACAAGAAGACUCAACCAUGAUCAACAAAACCCUAGUGAUUCAUGUGCUCAGUUCAUGGAUAUUGACACCAACAGCAACUUUUCUGAUGCUCAUGACACUGUGACUGUGACCCUACAUCUUGGGCUCCCAAGCCACAAUCCUUCUGAAGCUGACCUAAUUUCAAGACUCUCCAACAACACACAUAAUGAUAUUGAAAUGGAUAAUAAAGAAGUGGUGGAAGAAGGUACAAAUGGUAAUGAGUAUCUUAAAACCACACUAAACAAGGGUCAGUACUGGAUCCCUACUCCAUCUCAAAUUCUUAUUGGCCCAACUCAGUUUACUUGUCCUCUUUGCUUCAAAACCUUCAACAGAUACAAUAACAUGCAGAUGCAUAUGUGGGGGCAUGGAUCUCAGUAUAGAAGAGGUCCUGAAUCCCUAAGGGGAAUACAACCAACAGCCAUGCUAAGACUACCAUGCUACUGUUGUGCACCAAGGUGCCAUAACAACAUCGACCACCCAAGGGCUAAACCGCUCAAAGAUUUCAGAACCCUACAGACACAUUACAAAAGAAAACAUGGGAUCAAGCCGUUUAUGUGCAGGAAAUGCGGUAAGCCCUUUGCGGUUCGAGGUGAUUGGCGUACCCACGAGAAGAACUGUGGGAAGCUUUGGUAUUGUAGCUGCGGAUCGGAUUUCAAGCACAAAAGGUCUUUGAAAGAUCACAUAAAAGCAUUUGGAAAUGGGCAUGCAGUUUAUGGGAUUGAUGAUGAAUCUUGCUUUGAAUUAGAAGAAGAAGCUGCUAAUUCCGAGAUUGAUCAUCAAGAAAACGAAUCUUAAUAAGAUUAUUAUUAGGGAAAAUUACGAAAUUGUUGGUUGACCAAGAGGGUUUUCAAUUUUGUCACUCUCCUGCGUCCUUGGAAGGACCACUGAGCUUCGGAAGAGUCCGCAUGUUAUGUUGAUGCGUCCAUGUCCCUAGAAGCUGACACGUGUCCGACACGUGUCCCACAUGUUUAUGGGAAGAGUCGCUGACUCUUCCGAAGCGUCGGUGGACUCUUCCGAAGCGUCGGUGGACUCUUCCGAAGGAGCGUGAUACAUGGCCUCUUCAACAUGAUACGCCGACUCAUCCCGUGCUCAGUGGUCCUUCCAAGGACGCAGGAGAGUGACAAAAUUGAAAACUCUUUUGAUCAACCAACAUUUUCUUAAUUUUCCCUUAUUAUUAAGUCCUGUGCUAUAUUGUUUUUAGUGAACGCACCAUCCCUCACCAUUAGAUCAGUAACAUCGUCUCUUUACUUUUACUUAUAAGGAGGUGCGUGUUCAACAUAUAAGGGAAGGGAGGGGUAUGUUUAGCCUCACUUGGGUUGUGUAAAAGUACCCACCGGUAUGUACAAUAAUUAAUCAAAAGUCACAUUUAAGGACUUAUUUGGUUGAUUGAUGCUCUAUAUAUGAUUGUACUUCUUUAUGAUUUCA